This is a messenger RNA of Sander lucioperca (pikeperch), 1592 nucleotides long. It is a transcript of the gene sde2, whose product is annotated as SDE2 telomere maintenance homolog (S. pombe). Bases 47 to 1228 code for a protein of 393 amino acids. Gene Ontology annotation, cellular component: nucleus. NCBI's taxonomy places the organism in Eukaryota, Metazoa, Chordata, Actinopteri, Perciformes, Percidae. The transcript is spliced from 8 exons. The record is from RefSeq and is a predicted model, not a curated record.
CGCAUGCGCCCUGACCUGAGCAGUAUCAGUUGGAGAAGAAGCCAACAUGGAGGUGUUUGUGACUUCUCCGAGCUUUAGCUUCUGUAACUGGAUGUUUCCGGACGGAUCUCUGGUCCGAGAUGUUCUGACCCGGUUCCUCCAGCAGCGGGGAGUUAGUUCUUCGGAGGAUUUCUACGUCAUCAGAAAUGGUGGCCUGUCUGAUCCUGAGGAUGCUCUGCAGCGUGGAGCCGUCUAUCGCCUGGAGCCCCGUCUCUGCGGAGGGAAAGGAGGGUUCGGCUCGAUGCUGCGAGCUCUGGGCGCUCAGAUCGAGAAGACGACGAACCGCGAGGCGUGCAGAGACCUGAGCGGACGCCGCCUCCGAGACGUCAACCACGAGAAAGAGAUGGCGGAGUGGCUGAAGAAGCAGACGGAGCGCGAGGCGGAGAAGGAGCAGCGGCGCCUGGAGCGCCUGCAGAGGAAGCUGGCCGAGCCCCGGCACCAGUUCACCGACACAGAGUACCAGCGGCAGUGCCACGACCUGUCAGAGCGCCUCGAGGACUCAGUCAUCAAAGGUCUGCAGGCGUCCUCCAGCGGUCAGGUGAAGGUGGACGACGUCUCGCCGCCAAAGAGGCCUAGCCGCGAUCACAGCGAGCAGCCGCAACCGAAGAAGAAGAAGAAGAAGGCAGCCGCCGCAGCGUGUUACUGGACAGGUGUGGGCGAGAUGCUGAGCUCAGAGGAUGAAGACGAAGAAGAUUCCCCGUCCACGUCCUCCUCCUCCUCCUCCUCCAGCUGUGGAGCCGCUGCUGCUGUUACCAUGACGACACGCACAGAGGAGGCGGAGCAGAGCAGCAGCUCGUCUGCUGCCUCUGACUGCAGUCCGUCCUCAGAGACCUGCAGAGAGCACAAAGCUCCGGAAACUUCUAGACCUGCAGAAGCUUCUAGACCUGCAGAAGCUUCUAGACCUGCAGAGGAGUCUGGCUGUUUGUCUCCACAGCAGGGUGGUCCUGCGGUCCAGGGUGGUCCUACGGUCCAGGGUGGCCCUGCUGUGGACGUGUCCUCGCUGUCCUCCGUGGAGCAGCUGGAGGCUCUGGGUCUCAGCGUCCUGAAGGAGGAACUCAUGUCCCGAGGGUUGAAGUGCGGGGGAACGCUGACUGAGCGCGCCGCACGCCUCUUCUCUGUCAGAGGACUGACUCCAGAUCAGAUCGACCCGGCCCUGCUCGCCAAACCCGCCAAGACCAACAGGAAGUGAACACAUGAACACUCUGAAGCCUUCGUUAUUGUUUCUCAUCGGACACUUUCUUUCUUUAGCUUCUUUUCCCACAGCUGAGAGGUGUGUGUGUGUGUGUGUGUGUGUGUGUGUGUGUGUGUGUCUGUGUGUGUUACCUAAGUGUGUGUGUGUGUGUGUGUGUGUGUGUGUGUGUGUGUGUGUUCAACAUGUAACUACAUAUUAUCAACAAAUCAGGUUUUUAGGUGGUUUGUGAAUUCAUCCAAUUAGAAAGCAGCAUUUUCCAGAUAAUGUUUGAUAUUUCUGUCUGUACGGGGCUUCUGUUCCCAAAGUUGACCUGUCAGAUAUCAAGUUUGAUGUUUUUAUUAAAAAUGUUUCUGAAACAUAA